AUGUCUGCUCAGCCAGAAAACCACCAGAUGGAGGGCGUUCAGGACCCCACUACCAAGAGCAAGGGCAAGGGCAGGGCACAGGAGGGUGAUGCCAUGGAGGAAUCCAAUGAUGAUGACUCCAGCGAUGAAUCUGGCGCUGAAGACCAGGCUGGUGAAGUCGAGGAGCCCGAUGAGGAUAACAUGGAGGAGAUCGAGACGGACAACAUCCUCACGAGUCGUACACGCGGUAAGAACAUCGACUUCGCCAAGGCCAAUCAGGAGCUUGGCGACGACGACGAAGAAGACGAUGACGAGGACUUUGUCGACCCUGAUGAUGAGAUGAAGGACUAA
Plenodomus lingam JN3 is the source of this 330-nucleotide messenger RNA. NCBI's taxonomy places the organism in Eukaryota, Fungi, Ascomycota, Dothideomycetes, Pleosporales, Leptosphaeriaceae. The record is from RefSeq and is a predicted model, not a curated record.